Molecule: messenger RNA, 1125 nt
Organism: Miscanthus lutarioriparius
Lineage: Eukaryota; Viridiplantae; Streptophyta; Magnoliopsida; Poales; Poaceae
Source: the annotation of a GenBank genome assembly
AUGCGGAGCUGCGGCCCGCGGCCGCGGGGGUGCCGUCCGAGUCGGCCGACGCGCGGCAAGCUGUUUUCUGAUCCUGCAACGUUGAUAAGCGCCACUCUGCAACCACCAAGGACACGGUGGAUCACGCAGGACGACCCGGCCACGCUGCUCUACUCCUCGGGCACCACGGGGCCCAGCAAGGGCGUCGUCGCCACGCACCGGAGCCUCAUCUCCAUGGUGCAGAUCAUCAUGACGCGCUUCCGCCUCGAGGGCUCCGACAGGACCGAGACCUUCCUCUGCACGGUGCCCAUGUUCCACGUCUACGGCCUCGUCGCCUUCGCCACGGGGCUGCUCGGCUGCGGCGCCACCAUCGUCGUGCUCUCCAAGUACGAGCUCCCCGAGAUGCUGCGCUCCAUCAACGAAUACGGGGUCACCUACCUCCCGCUCGUGCCGCCCAUCCUCGUCGCCAUGCUGGCGCACCCCAAGCCGCUGCCGCUCGGGAACCUGCGCAAGUUGCUCUCCGGCGGAGCGCCGCUGAGCAAGGAGCUCAUCGAGGGGUUCAAGGAGAAGUACCCGCAGGUGGAGAUCCUGCAGGGGUACGGGCUGACGGAGAGCACGGCUAUCGGCGCGUCCACGGACUCUGCCGAGGAGAGCCGUCGAACAGGUUGGUCAGUACCUUAUGAACAUGCAACUUUGAUCUUCCCAGGGUAUUUCAAGAACACGGAGGCAACACAGUCAACGUUGACACCUGACGGAUGGCUCAAGACUGGGGAUCUCUGCUACAUAGAUGAGGAUGGGUAUCUCUUCGUUGUGGAUCGGCUGAAGGAGUCGAUCAAAUACAAAGGGUAUCAGGUGCCUCCGGCAGAGUUGGAAGCUCUUUUGCUAACACACCCAGAAAUCCAAGAUGUCGCCGUUAUACCGUUUCCUGAUCGGGAGGUCGGCCAGUUCCCAAUGGCCUACGUGGUGAGGAAGAAGGGGAGCAAUUUGUCAGAGCGCGAGGUGAUGGAGUUUGUGGUGAAACAGGUAGCGCCUUAUAAGAAGGUCAGAAAGGUGGCGUUUGUGACAGAAAUUCCCAAGAACGCGUCCGAGUUUACUGUUGUCAUCCACGAGCAGCGAGCCAUUCUCUACGCUGCCCCAGUAUUGUAG